GGGUGGUUUUGAACCUGAAACCGCCAAGGGCGGUCGGUGUCCCUGGCUCUGAGCAGGUCAGGGGAGGGGGCUGUGGUUGCCCGCAGAGGGGAGGGGGCGUUUCCUGUCCCCCCCACUGGCCAGUCCUGCUGCAGCCGCCGCUGCGUUGUGGUCUGAUGCUGCCCGGGUAACGCCGGAGGAGGAUGGGCGAGGCGGCGGCAUGGACCUAGCGCAGCUCCUCGCCGACGCCCAGAAACAUUAUGAAGAGAUUAUACAAAGGAGCCGGCUGGUGAUGGAUGUCUACUGCACCCAGGUUCCGGACGGCGGAGCGGCCGAGCUGACCGACGGAGACUGCCUGCAGGCCGCCAGGGCCGAGCUGAAGGAUGCCCGGCGCCAGUGGCAGAGCCUUCAGCUGGAGAUGGAGUCGCUGCAGGCGUGGCAGAAGGGUUUGGAGCAUUCGCUGCAUGCGACAGAACAGAGACACGAGCAGCAGCUGAGGAGACUGGCGAGUGUAAUUGGAGAGUUGGAGGAUGAGUUAAAGGAAGUCAGGAGAGACAUUGAACACCAGGUUUGCGAACACGAGUUGUUGCUCAACACCAAAGUGAGACUGGAGGGAGAGAUAGCAAGGUACCGCAGUCUUCUGGACAGAGAGGAGGGAAGAUUGACCAGGGCAGCCACCGUUGGCUCUCAAUCAUCGCACAGCUGUUUCCGUCAGAAAAAGGUGACUCUCCCUUCAGCAGCUGCUGUAACUGACGGCUCUCUGGAGCAGAGGAUUGAGAUGGUGACAACACAACAGAUCCUUGGUCACAACAUGGUAGCCGAGAGCUCAAAAGCUCAUGGCAAAUUCAGUAAGACAGAGAAGGUGGACGAGGUGAUCAAAGAAUGGGAGUGCUCCUUCUUCAAGGACAACCCGCACCUCCGCAAGAAAUCGGCCUCCCUCCGCUUCGACCUGCACCUGGCGGCGACCGACGAAGGCUGCCCGCCCUGCAAGCAAGGCGCCCUCCCCGACAUCGAACUGCGGCUGGUGAUGAGAAAGUCCAGCAGCAUCCCCUCCCUCAAGUCGUAACCCGAGCCCACCCGCAGCUGUGGCGCUCUCCGCCCCACCCGAGGCCGGGCCACCAUCCUCGGUGUCCAGCGGGCUCUUGCGCCUCUCUCGACAUUUAUCACAUUUCUCCAUAAACAAGGGUGCAUGCAAAUCAAACCAGAGGCAAGUUAAUUCGGAGACGGGGGCUGGUCGCGGCAGUGACCAGGGUGCAGGCGCCGCAAGCAGGACUCGGUGACACGGGUCGGUGUCGCUGUUAAGCGAGGGCAGAAUGAACGGCCCUGAAGUGGAAUGUCCCGCUGACAGUUCUUAUUGUGGUCGGGAUAUCGGCUGGGAACUGGAACCCGGCCGCAGGCGGCACCCUGGGCAGAGGGGAAGGGAAUGAAACAAGAAAAGAAAACUAAUAACCAGAUUCAAUGCAAAGCCUUAAAUAGCUUCAGAUCCAUAUAUUGCUUAAUUCCCCAUAACGGUGACCAAUACUGAAUGUAACCGACUAUCUUUCUCCUUAUCUGUGGAAUGUAAUCGCUUCGACGCACACGCGGACUGUUGCUCAGCGGGGCUGAGGGUCGGACCCUCCCUGGGGUGAUGCGGAGGGGCCGGUUACCUGCGCUUCACCUCGGCCGAAGGGGGUAAAUUUGUGUAACUGAUUCCCAGUGUUCUGGCCCCAGGAGCCGGGGCAAGGGCCGACGGGCCGCAACCACACUGCUGAACAGUUACAGCUGAGGGGGGGUGGGGGGACUGGAAGGAGAGGAGAGAGGACAAGGCGUGGGAAGGCAGGCCGCUCCUGGAGGUGACUGGCCGGGGGUUUGGGUAUGGGAGGAAUAAUGGGCCGGUGUUCAGUUGUAGACUGAAUAUUGACGGACUCUUGGAGUCUCGGCGCACAGACACCUUUGACGGGGAGUUGCGGGAGGAGUUUCUUGGGCAGGACUGAGGGACAGUCUAGGGGUAAGGGCUGAAUUGCUGUAAGAUAUCCUCGGCGAUGUUCACCCACAACCUAAGCGCCACAUUUUGUUAACCCGCUUUCUAUUCUGCUCGGCAGGGACAGAGUGGAUGGGGCAGAGAGUUGACCGUGAGGUCCGGUCGUGUGUGAGAGAGGGGUGAGACUGGUGGGAAGGAUCAGGUGAUGCUCUGGGGAUCCACAGGUUACCUGCAGAUGCUGGAGACACUCCCUCAUUUGGUUCCAGGCUCCACCUUCCCACCAUCCUGUCGGGUACCACCACCCGCAGCCCUCUGUCACCUCCACCUAUCACCUGCCAGCCUCUGUCGCCAGUUCCACCCCUCCCUGCCCCACAUGGCAAUCAACCCCCCCCCCCUCACCUCUGUACUGGCUACCUCCCCUCUUUCAAUCCAGGUGAAGGGUCUCGACCUGACAUGUCGACUGUGCAGUUCCCUCCUGACCCGCUGAGUUGUUCCAGCAGCUGUUUUUUUUUUGUAGAUGAUG
This is a messenger RNA of Pristis pectinata (smalltooth sawfish), 2462 nucleotides long. It is a transcript of the gene krt222, whose product is annotated as keratin 222. Bases 200 to 1045 code for a protein of 281 amino acids. The transcript has 6 exons. Lineage: Eukaryota; Metazoa; Chordata; Chondrichthyes; Rhinopristiformes; Pristidae. The record is from RefSeq and is a predicted model, not a curated record.